UUACAUCUCAAGCGCACCAUGGAUUGGAUUUGGCCCGCUCGCACACAAGUCGCCUGCUGCUUCCGCACAUCCCACGGCAUAUUACCACUCGGCGAACCAGACCAGACCACGACGUCGCGCGCGGCCACCACUGGGCUCGUCGCCGAUCGCUAUAAAACGCGGCCGCUGCCUUGCCGCCUUUCUUCAAGCCGAGACCAAGAAAACACAAGUACAGACUACAGAGCCAUCUUUGAUCUUUCCAGUCCAAGAUGAGCGUGGAGAUCCUCGACGGGCGGACGGUGCAGAGCUUCGUGGAGGACGAGCGCGCGUUCAACUCGUCCGUGGACGCCCGCUUCGCGGCGCUGGACGUGGACCGCGACGGCCGCCUCUCGUACGCCGAGAUGGCCGGGGAGCUCAUGGCGCUGCGCGUGCGGGAGGCGCACUUCGGGGCCGACGCGCCGGCGCCCGCGGCCGAGCUCGCCGCGCUGUACGGGGCGCUCUUCGCGCGCUUCGACCGCGACGGGGACGGCGCCGUGGACCGCGACGAGUUCCGCGCCGGGAUGAGGGAGGUCAUGCUCGCCGUCGCCAGCGGCCUCGGCGUGCUCCCCGUGCAGAUGGUGGUCGAGGAAGGCAGCCUCCUCAAGUGGGCCGUCGACAGGGAGCUGGCCACUACCAUGCCAGCUUGACCAGCUCGGCUCCAUCAGCUAGCUGCCUGACAGUGUGCACUAGCGCUAGUGUACUCACCGCUAGCUGAAUGAGAGCUUUAUCACCUAUGUAUGUAUGUAACCGUACGCCGAGGGUGUCGGUCUAAUUUGGGCUCGUUUAACGUUUUCGUGUUUGUAGACCUGACAUGAGUAUGUAACGUACGCACUGAACCUUUUUUAUCAGUCCGAAAACUAGCGUUUUACACUUUUACUCCAA
This is a messenger RNA of Zea mays, 900 nucleotides long. RefSeq lists its product as uncharacterized. Bases 249 to 665 code for a protein of 138 amino acids. The record is from RefSeq and is a predicted model, not a curated record. The transcript has a single exon. Gene Ontology annotation, molecular function: calcium ion binding. NCBI's taxonomy places the organism in Eukaryota, Viridiplantae, Streptophyta, Magnoliopsida, Poales, Poaceae.